UAUCAGCGGGCGACGGAACGCGCUCGGGGCUCAGUUGAAUCUCAACUGCUCCGUUGGAUAGAGCCCAGUAUCACGGUAUCGCUCGUGAAGUGAGCAGCAGCAGCAGCAGCAAGCAGCAGCAUCAGCAGCAGCAAAAGCACAAGCAGCAGUUCCUAGUGAUCGAAUCCUAGUGGCGAACAGGACAAGGUGUCGCAAGGACGCUUCAGUGCUAUGAGUGCGCGGAGUGGCACCUCUAUCAGCCAGCGUUAAGAAGUUUCUUCAAGUUUUUGUUUUCUGUCUGACACCAAGACACCCUCCCCGGACCACCGUUCAGUUCCCAGGUUAUCAGCGGCAUUCGCGAAGGAACCAGCAUGUCGGCGGCAAACUGUGAGAUCACCAUCACGGGACCGCAGGAGGCUCAAGCCAAGAGUAGCCUGAUCGUCGUCUCUAACCGGUUGCCAUUCGUACUGAAACGUGACCCCAAGACGGGCGCCCUGAGUCGUCAUGCCAGCGCCGGAGGCUUAGUCACGGCCGUAGCACCGGUCGUCAUCAAGGGCAAAGGACUAUGGGUCGGCUGGUCCGGCAUUACGCUAACGGACGAGAACGAACCGAUCCCGGAGUCGGAUCCCUCGGACAACACACCGACGGCCGGUCUACUGUCGGAGCAAGUUGUCUCGGUCAACGUGGAACCGCAGCUGUUCGAUAGCUACUACAAUGGAUGCUGCAACGGGACGUUCUGGCCACUGUUCCACUCGAUGCCCGGCCGGGCUACGUUCUGUGCCGAUCACUGGCGCUCGUACUACACCGUCAACAAGGAGUUCGCAUCGCGCACGAUCGAGGCACUCGAGAAAUGCCUAAAGAAAAACACACACCCUGGUGUACCGUUGAUCUGGAUCCACGAUUACCAUCUGAUGCUGGCGGCGAACUGGAUCCGGGAGGCAGCGGACGAGAAGAACCUACCCUACCAGAUGGCCUUCUUCCUGCACAUUCCCUUCCCACCGUGGGACAUCUUCCGCCUAUACCCAUGGUCGGACGAGAUCCUGCAGGGUAUGCUGGCGUGCGAUAUGAUCGGGUUCCACAUUCGCGAUUACUGUCUCAACUUUGUCGACUGCUGCCAGCGCAAUCUGGGAUGCCGCGUGGAUCGCAAGAACCUGCUGGUCGAGCACGGUGGCCGAUCGGUGCGAGUACGUCCGCUACCGAUCGGCAUUCCGUUCGAUCGGUUCGUCGAGCUGGCACAAACGGCCCGCAAGGUGAUCAACACGAACCAGAAGAUCAUCCUCGGUGUUGAUCGGUUGGACUACACGAAGGGGUUGGUCAAUCGGCUAAAGGCGUUCGAGGUGCUUCUGGAGAAGCACCCGGAACACCGGGAAAACGUAAGUCUGCUUCAGAUUUCCGUACCAUCGCGUACGGACGUGAAGGAGUAUCAGGAGCUGAAAGAGGAGAUGGAUCAGCUGGUGGGCCGGAUUAAUGGACGCUUCACAACGGCCAACUGGUCCCCGAUUCGCUAUAUCUACGGUUGCGUCGGGCAGGAGGAACUCGCCGCGUUCUAUCGGGAAGCGUCGGUCUGUCUGGUGACUCCGCUGCGCGAUGGCAUGAACCUGGUGGCCAAAGAGUUUGUCGCUUGCCAGAUCCAUGAGCCACCGGGCGUACUGGUUGUGUCGCCGUUUGCCGGUGCCGGUGAGACGAUGCACGAGGCACUCCUCUGCAAUCCGUACGAGCUGGAUGCGGCCGCAGAGGUGAUACACCGUGCGCUAACGAUGCCGGAAGACGAGCGGACACUACGGAUGUCGCGAAUGAGGCGGCGAGAGAUGCAGAACGACGUCAACAGCUGGAUGCGACAGUUCCUCAAAGCGAUGGGGUCGCUGGAGGAGGAUGACAUCGGUACGACCACCAUGCAACCGGUCACGGUGGACGACUUCGACGACUAUCUGCUGUCUUACAUCGGAUACAAUCACAAGCUGGCGCUGCUGCUGGAUUACGAUGGAACGCUAGCACCGAUUGCGCCACAUCCGGAUCUGGCCACCCUGCCACCGGAAACGAAGAAUGUCCUGCAACGGCUCUCCAACCACUCGGACGUGUACGUAGCCAUCAUCUCGGGGCGUAACGUGGAGAACGUCAAGCAGAUGGUCGGCAUCGAGGGCAUUACCUACGCCGGUAACCACGGUCUCGAGAUCCUGCACCCGGAUGGUAGCAAGUUCGUCCAUCCGAUGCCGAUCGAGUACGAGGACAAGGUUAGCGGUCUACUCAAAUCCCUCCAGGACUCGGUUUGUGGUGAUGGCGCCUGGGUGGAGAACAAGGGACCUCUGCUGACGUACCAUUACCGGGAGACACCGGUCGAGUUGCGGCCAGCCAUGGUCGAGAAGGCACGCCAGUUGAUCAUUCAGUUCGGAUUCCGGGCGGCCGAAGCACAUUGUGCGAUCGAGGCGAAACCACCGGUCCAGUGGAAUAAGGGCCGUGCCUCGAUCUACAUCCUGCGUACCGCUUUCGGUGUCGAUUGGAGUGAACGCAUCAAGAUUAUCUACGCCGGCGAUGAUAUGACGGACGAGGAUGCCAUGAUGGCACUCAAGGGUAUGGCGGCCACGUUCCGCGUCACCAACUCGCAGAUCGUCAAAACGUCGGCCGAGCGGCGCCUACCGUCCACCGAUUCCGUGCUCACGAUGCUCAAGUGGGUCGAGCGUCAUUUUAUGCGCCGUAAGCCACGUGCCAACAGCCUCACGUAUCGGGGCAAGAAGAAGGAUUGCGUCAAGAUGCAGAUGGCGUUCGAUCUGGUGCCGAACACGAGUGCGGCCAACAGUGCCGCCAGCAGUUCCGAUGAGCGGGAUUAGCGCAUAAGUUCCUAUACACGUCUCCCUCUUCCCCCCCCCCCCCCCUUCCAUUUCCUUUCCAUUCCGCUCCUGGUUCCGUCCUAGAGACGCUAUAGUAUGCUAGAACGUGCCACAUUCCGAACCCUUUAAAUCCCAUUCAUCCCCAGCGUAUGGAUUACAGAUACUUGAAUGUACUAUCGCCGCCCUCCCCAGAAACACUUAGCGAGUGUUUCUCGAUCCCUGGCCAUUAUCCCACCAAACCACUAAAAAGCUGUAAUCUUAUGAAUUGUUUUGUUUUAGUCUGGGUUGCGAUUUGUUGCUGAGCGGAACGCGCAAAUCGAACGCGUUCGCGAUGUCGCUCGUUAAUGAUGAGAAUCGAUGAUAUUCCUAGAAUGUCUGCUCCAUUUAGGGUUAGGUUAGAUCAAUAAAUUUUAAAGCGGCUUUUACGAAAACCCCCAAUGAU
Anopheles darlingi is the source of this 3246-nucleotide messenger RNA. RefSeq lists its product as uncharacterized. The record is from RefSeq and is a predicted model, not a curated record. Gene Ontology annotation, molecular function: catalytic activity. The coding region runs from base 351 to 2804 and encodes 817 amino acids. Gene Ontology annotation, biological process: trehalose biosynthetic process. The transcript is spliced from 5 exons. NCBI's taxonomy places the organism in Eukaryota, Metazoa, Arthropoda, Insecta, Diptera, Culicidae. Gene Ontology annotation, cellular component: alpha,alpha-trehalose-phosphate synthase complex (UDP-forming); cytosol.